AUGGACGUGGACGUGGACGUGGACGUGGACGUGGACGUGGACAUGAACGUGGACGUGGACGUGGACGUGGACGUGGACGUGGACAUGGACGGACAUGGACGUAGACGUGGACGUGGACGUGGACGUGGACUUCGACUUGGACGUGGACGUGGACGUGCACGUCGACGUCGACGUCGACGUGGACGUGGACGUGGACGUGGACUUGCACAUGGACGUGGACGUAGACGUGGACGUGGACAUGGACAUGGACGUGGACGUGGACGUAGAAAUGGACGUGGACGUGACGUCGGCGUGCACAUGCACGUGGACAUGGACGUGGACGUGGACGUGGACAUGGACGUGAACGUGGACGUGGACGAGGACGUGGACGUGGUCGUGGACGUGGACGUAGACAUGGACGUGGACGUGGUCGUGGACAUGGAUGUGGACGUGGAGGACGUGGACGUGGAGGACGUGGACGUGGACGUGGAGGACGAGGACGUGGACGUGGACGUGGACGUGACAGACGUGGACGUGGACGUGGACGUGGACGACCUGGACGUGGACGUGGACGUGGACGUGGACGUGGACGUGGCCGCGGACGCGGACGUGGACGCGGACGCGGACGUGGACGGGGACGCGGACGUGGCCGCGGACGCGGACGUGGACGUGGACGCGGACGUGGACGCGGACGCGGACGUGGACGUGGACGCGGACUUGGACGUGGACGUGGACGGGGACGUGGACGGGGACGUGGACGUGGACGUGGACGUGGACGUGGAUGUGGACGUUGACGUGGACGUGGACGUGGACGUGGACGUGGACGUGGACGUGGAAAUGGACGUGGACGUGGACGUGGAAAUGGACGUGGAGGUGGACGUGGACGGAGACGUGGAGGACGACGUGGACGUGGAGGACGUGGACGUGGACGUGGACGUGGACGUGGACGUGGAGGACGUGGACGUGGUCGUGGACGUGGUCGUGGACGUGGACGUGGACGUGGACCUGGACCUGGACGUUGACGUGGACGAGGACGUGGACGUGGAUGUGGAGGACAUGGACGUGGACGUGGACGUGCCUGGACGUAGAAACCUGGACGUUGACGUGGACGAGGUCAUGGACGUGGACGUGAAGGACAUGGACGUGGACGUGGACGUGGACGUGGACGUAGAAAUGGACGUGGACGUGGACGUGGACGUGGACGUGGACCUGGACCUGGACCUGGACGUUGACGUGUGGACGUGGAGCGUGGACCUGGACAUGGACCUGGACAGUGGACGUGGAGGACAUGGACGUGGACGUGGACGUGGACGUGACGUGGACGUGGACGUGGACGUGGACGUGGACCUGGACGUGGACGUGGACGUGGACGUGGACGUGGACGUGGACGUGGACGUGGACGAGGACGAGGACGUGGACGUGGACGUGGACGUGGACGUGGACGUGGACAUGGACGUGGACGUGGAAGUGGACGUGGACGUGGACGUAGAAAUGGACGUGGACGUGGACGUGGAUGUGGACGUGGACAUGGACGUGGUCCAGGAGCUUGCCUGGUCCAGGAGCGUGCCUGGUCCAAGAGCGUGCCUGGUCCAGGAGCUUGCCUGGUCCAGGAGCGUGCCUGGUCCAGGUGCUUGCCUGGUCCACGAGCUAGCCUCUUCCUAG
Molecule: messenger RNA, 1641 nt
Organism: Closterium sp. NIES-65
Lineage: Eukaryota; Viridiplantae; Streptophyta; Zygnematophyceae; Desmidiales; Closteriaceae
Source: the annotation of a GenBank genome assembly